Messenger RNA from Letharia columbiana, 861 nucleotides. RefSeq lists its product as uncharacterized. The transcript is spliced from 4 exons. Bases 1 to 861 code for a protein of 286 amino acids. The record is from RefSeq and is a predicted model, not a curated record. Gene Ontology annotation, molecular function: S-formylglutathione hydrolase activity. NCBI's taxonomy places the organism in Eukaryota, Fungi, Ascomycota, Lecanoromycetes, Lecanorales, Parmeliaceae. Gene Ontology annotation, biological process: formaldehyde catabolic process. Gene Ontology annotation, cellular component: cytosol.
AUGUCUGUACAAACCAAAGCAACAAUCGCAUCCUUCGGGGGCAAGCUCCUCAAACUCUCCCACAAUGCCUCCUCCACCAACUGCGAAAUGGCUUUCAAUCUCUACUUGCCCCCUCAAACCACCACCAAUCCCCUCCACAAAGUGCCCCUCCUGAUAUACCUGGCCGGUUUGACGUGCACUGGGGACAACGGGGCGGAGAAGGGAUUCUUCCAGCAUGCGGCGAGUGAGAAGGGCAUUGCGGUGCUCUACCCGGACACGAGCCCACGUGGCCUGAAAAUCCAAGGCGAAGACGACUCCUUCGAUUUCGGAAGCGGCGCGGGCUUCUACGUCGACGCGACCAAAUCCCCGUGGAACAAGGGAUACAAAAUGUACAGCUACAUCACCUCGGAGCUGCCCAAGACCGUUUUCGACAACUUCAAACAAGUGGAUCCGGAGCGGAUCAGCAUCUUCGGACACAGUAUGGGCGGGCACGGCGCUUUGACUUUGUUCUUAAAGAACCCGGGGAAAUACAAGUCCGUGUCCGCCUUCGCCCCCAUCGCCAACCCGAGCAAGUGCCAAUGGGGCCGGAAAGCAUUCGGAGGCUAUUUCGGCGACGACGAGAAGGCCAAGUGGGCAGAGCACGACGCGACGGAGCUGGUGAAGAAGUGGGCCGGGGAGCCGUUGGAUGUCCUCAUCGACGUCGGCACGAGCGACAAUUUCUACAAACAGGGCCAACUCCUGCCCGAGAACUUCGUCGAAGCGGCCGAGGGGAAGGGGAAGGUGAAUGUGCGGUGGCAGGACGGUUACGAUCAUAGUUACUUCACGAUGGCGACGUUUGCGGAUGACCACGUUGGGCAUGCGGCGAGGUACCUUUUGGCGUGA